CAGAACCCAACAUACGGCCGGACAGGAUGCACCCGAGCAGGCGCAGCCUCCCUUUCCCCCUGAACUGUCAGCUGGUAAGGGUUGGAACUGCUGAUUAUGGAGGUGCGUCGGAUCAGAGUGACCAGCAGCUGGACUGUGCCUUGGACCUAAUGAGGCGCCUGCCUCCACAGCAAAUCGAGAAGAACCUCAGUGACCUGAUCGACCUGGUCCCCAGUCUGUGUGAAGAUCUCCUGUCUUCUGUUGACCAGCCACUGAAAAUUGCCAGAGACAAGAUGGUGGGCAAGGAUUACCUUUUGUGUGACUACAACAGAGAUGGGGACUCGUAUAGGUCACCGUGGAGUAACAAGUAUGACCCUCCUUUGGAAGAUGGGGCCAUGCCGUCUGCUCGGCUGAGAAAGCUGGAGGUGGAAGCCAACAAUGCCUUUGACCAGUACCGAGACCUGUAUUUUGAAGGCGGCGUCUCAUCUGUCUACCUCUGGGAUCUGGAUCAUGGGUUUGCUGGAGUGAUCCUCAUAAAGAAGGCUGGAGAUGGAUCAAAGAAGAUCAAAGGCUGCUGGGAUUCCAUCCAUGUGGUAGAAGUGCAGGAGAAGUCCAGUGGCCGCAAUGCCCAUUACAAGUUGACCUCCACAGUGAUGCUCUGGCUGCAGACCAACAAAUCCGGCUCGGGCACCAUGAACCUCGGAGGCAGCCUCACCAGACAGAUGGAAAAAGAUGAAACUGUGAGUGACUGCUCCCCACACAUAGCCAACAUUGGGCGCCUGGUAGAGGACAUGGAAAAUAAAAUCAGAAGUACGCUGAAUGAAAUCUACUUUGGAAAGACAAAGGACAUCGUCAAUGGGCUGAGGUCUGUGCAGACUUUUGCAGACAAAUCAAAACAAGAAGCUCUUAAGAACGACCUGGUGGAGGCUUUGAAGAGAAAGCAGCAAUGUUAAACCUCUGCUUCGCGCUAACGGCCACGCCAUGCCCUCGUUAGGUUCCUUUCUUAGAAAACUCAUUUUCUGCUCCCUGUCCCUCGUCACUCCCCUCCCUGACAGGUCACAUAACAACUUGCAUCGUCGACCUCCCGCACAGCGCCAUCUCUCCCUGAGAAUAAAGCCCGAUAACCACCCCGUCUGGCUCCGAGGCCUGCUUCCCACCACGUUUUGCUAUCAAAACUCUCGGUAUUUCCAUAGAAACCGUGUGUUUUUUGUUCACCUGGGCCCCGUCUCCCCCACCUCCAUUUAUAGGCAUAAAAUACACUGUCGUCCUUCCCACCUUUUUGUUACAUUGGUGUAAAAAAUGUAAAACAAAAAAAUUUUAUGAAAUAACUGUGGUGUGUGAAAGAUAGAAGAAAAACUGAUUCCAUGUGUGUUUGGGAGUUGCUUGGGGUUGGGGGUCGGGUCGGGACGGGGCAAUGUGGAGGAGGGAGAGCCGGCCCUCAGCGACGUCCUGUCCCGCGCAGACCAGACCCGCCCGGCCCUGCGCAGCCGCAGCCGCAGCCGCAGCCCACGGGGAGGGGCGGCGUCCUGCUCUUCUGGCCAGGUGCUUUUCUGUCAAUUUUUAUGGAAUGCAAAAGGAGUUUUUUGUUUUAUUUUGUUUUUUUGUAAAGCUUAAAAAAAAUAAAUCUACAUCUUAUA
This is a messenger RNA of Chinchilla lanigera (long-tailed chinchilla), 1616 nucleotides long. It is a transcript of the gene Capzb, whose product is annotated as capping protein (actin filament) muscle Z-line, beta. Gene Ontology annotation, cellular component: cytoplasm; F-actin capping protein complex. The coding region runs from base 27 to 932 and encodes 301 amino acids. NCBI's taxonomy places the organism in Eukaryota, Metazoa, Chordata, Mammalia, Rodentia, Chinchillidae. The transcript is spliced from 9 exons. Gene Ontology annotation, biological process: negative regulation of filopodium assembly; actin cytoskeleton organization; barbed-end actin filament capping. The record is from RefSeq and is a predicted model, not a curated record. Gene Ontology annotation, molecular function: actin filament binding.